CCCUUUAUUUGUCUCUGUACAAUAAAUGUGCGUUACAGUUGCAAUUUCCAUUUUAACACAUCAUGCACAACUGUUUUCUAAGUUAAUACAUGUACAAUGUUGAGUAAGCAAAACCCCAAUCUCCGUGGUUUCCCCAUCUUUUUAAUGCAUCAAGAAUAAAACUAAAGCUGGAUCCUGGCUGAGUUGGUGCUUAGGAGUAUCCACAUUAGCACAUGAAAAUGAACUCAAGUAACAUAUACCAUACCUAGGCUUAUAAUGUUGACGAGUCCUCUCUGGGCUGUGUUUGGACAAGUUUUGACAUUUUCUUCCCAAUCCAGAACAUCUUGGAGGUGUCUUAUCAAUGUCUUGAAUACAUUUUAUCCAUAGUUGAUCUUCAUAGGACAGUGAAUGCAGCUAGAGCCUUACUAGACUUGUGAAAUCUUGGUUGUUCAUAGUUGUGGUUCUAAAGUUGGCUUACACAACAUGCAUGAUCUGUUGCCACUUGUCCCCUCUGCAGAGCACCUUGCUAUCAAUAAUUCACCUACCUUUUUCCUUUCUCCUUUAUAUCAGUUCAUAACCAUAAGCCAAUCUACAUAAGCAGUAAGCCAAUCUACACAAUCCAUCAAAAAUGAACCUGGAGUAAGAAAGAAAUCCCAAAUAUUUGAGGCAUAGCAGCGUUGUGACAUUUGACUGAUUAACUUACAGCUUUAAGUGUAUGUGCUUCCUGCUCCCGUAUGUUUUUUGGAAUAUCAGCUUUCACAUUUCUCUAACAUGCCAUUUAAUUUACGUUUCUGUUCCUUUUAGGAUUAAUUGCCAGUAAAAUCACGAAGUUUGAAAAAAUUGCAAAUGUCCCAUCCGUCCUCAUUUGGGGAAAUUUUAAGUUAAUUUUGGCACACCGGGAAAACAUGGCAUGAAUGUCUGGUUAGUGAAGGGUUAGUUAAACAACAUCAUUUUCUUGCGCUAGAAACUACGUCGUUUCACUUAAACAAUUUUUAUCUUCCAAAAUCAAUUAUAUGGAUUUGUUAAUUGUUCUUCUCCAGUUCUCCUCCCUUCUCUUCAUUUUCCAACCCCCUGUGUGAGCUUUUGCCUUGGGCUCGUCUUGGACUUGGACGCCGAUUCUCGGAUUGUCCAUGGUCUCAUCCCAUCGCCAUGAGUCAAUUUGUCAUGAGUUGCCUUCCAAUUUUACAAGGCAUAAAUUUUCAUCGUCCACUUUACAAUUUUUGUACUAAUUCAUUUUUUCAUCUUUCAAUUCAAUUUUGGCCUGGUUUUUUUUUUGGGUGGGGUGAUAUCUCAUUCCAAUGAAGGCUACAAUGUACAUGGACGGAUUUACUAUCAUAAAAUGUUGAUAGAACUUAAAAAAGGGAGGUCUUUUUAGCUUGUCGAAGUUUCAGUGUUCAAAAUCAAAUGACAAAGGUUUGUACUUCUACACAUUCCACUUGCUAAGGACUAGAGAUUAAUGAAGAAAAUCAUGGAUGCUUUAAUGCCAAGUCACUCAUAUAUGCUGAGAUUCUCUUCUAAACGAUGGAUACUUUAAGGCCAAGUCAUUCUUGAAGACACUUCAUUUGAACCAUCUGAAGAUGUUCAUGAUAAUUUCCCCAGCGUAGAUGUUCACUUUUCAAUUUACUUUUAUCCUAAAUGGAAGAAGAAAUUUUGAAAAUCAUAGUUAAUUAUUUCCAGUUUGCCGGAUUGUUGCCCUUUCAAUCGGUGAUCGGUGGUGACGACAUCAGCGGUUGUUGGAUAAGAGAAGCGACAUGACGUCGUUUAGGUGAAGGGUGAGGCCAGCCACAGCUUAAGGUCCUAGAAGUUGGUACAGAGAAGAAAAAUAUGUCACCUGACUCUGAAAUAGGCUAUAUAAAAGUAGAUGUUAUGCAUGAGGAGAUCUCUAAAUUUGUUCCAACUGCAGUUGAUGUAAGUGAAUGCCAGUCUGGGAGUGUAGAGGGAUGCUCAAAGCAUUUAGAUGAAUCAGAAAAGGCUAAGACCUCCAACUCUCCUGUUGGUACUGAUAUUAGACCUGAUUUCUCACUGUUGAAUGGGGAAAUACACCUUGACAGCCUAUCAGUUAAGGAUCUUCAGGAGAUUUUUCAGGUGACAUUCGGAAGACAAACUUCUGUGAAAGACAAACAGUGGCUAAAAAGGAGGAUUAUUAUGGGAUUGACUAAUUCUUGUGAUUUUUCAACCACAACACUAGUAGUUAUUGGUAACAGAGUGGUGAAGAAAGGUAAAGAUGAAACCGGUCAACGUAUGGAUGGUUCUGUUUUGAUUGAUUGUGUAGUUACAUCUGCUCUGGAGACAAAUGAAAGUCCAACCACUGUCCAUGAUGAACAAAUUGAAACCCACCAAACUGGUAAUGCAAUGGCAUUACAAAGUUCUGCUAGUCAAGAUAAUUGUGAGAGUAAUGAGACUGACACAGAACAUAGACCAGUAAAAAGAGUUCGAAAGCCCACAAGACGGUACAUUGAAGAAAUUUCUGAAGGAGAAUCCAGAGAUUCUGGUGCUCAAACUGUCUCCUCAGUUGAACCUCCGGCAUGUGACCAGUCAUCUGCACAAGUUUGUGUUAGAUCUAUUCAGAAUUUUGGACUGGAUCAAAGAUAUCUCCUCAGGAAAGAUUCUCUUGGUGGUUUUGGAGUUCAGGUUCCAUAUGUUAACCGCAUUCGCCGAAGCCGUCCAAGGAAAAAUUUUGUGACCCUGGUAAAGUCUGUUGUCUAUUUGGAAAGAUGCACUUCAGAAACAGAAAGGAAAACCCUUCGGUUUGAGCAGGAAGUAAAAUGUACGGAAUCAUUGAAGGCUAAUUUAGAUGAUGAUGUUGCCACUGUACCCACUGCAAAUGGAGGAAUGAGGAGGAAGCAUCAUCGACCUUGGACGCUCGGUGAAGUUGUUAAACUGGUUGAGGGAGUUUCAAAAUAUGGUGCUGGUAGAUGGUCAGAGAUCAAACGCCUUGCAUUUUCUUCGUAUUCUUACCGAACAUCAGUUGACCUAAAGGACAAAUGGAGGAAUCUCCUGAGAGCUAGCAUGGCUGAAUCACCCAUGGGAAACAGGGUUCAGAAUACUCGGAAGCACGCGUCAGUUCCCAUUCCUGCUGAAAUUCUGUCAAGAGUGAGAGAACUUGCUGAUAUACAUACACAGGUUCCUCCAAGCCUCGCCUCUAGCAAAUUAUUCACACAUAAUGAUUCCAAUAAUCCUGCACAUGUCGUAGAUGUGCAUGUUAGUUAGUAUUUUGAUUAAGAAUAUUUAGGGGUAGUGUAUCAUAGGAUUGUUGCGUAAGCAUUAGUUUGUGUUAGUAUAUCGAUGUUUGUUGAUAAUCAGAAACAAAGCAUCAAUGGGGUCAGACACUAGUGUAUUUGUUGUGACAGGUCACAGGAUUCGGGUGCUCAGAUGCCGUCGGUCAUGAGGUUUUUAUUCCAAAUUCCUCUGUAAUAGAUGUUUAGUUAACAGUUAAUUGCUAAAUAAAUCACUGAUUUUGAUCCGUUA
This is a messenger RNA of Salvia splendens (bonfire salvia), 3447 nucleotides long. RefSeq lists its product as uncharacterized. The record is from RefSeq and is a predicted model, not a curated record. Lineage: Eukaryota; Viridiplantae; Streptophyta; Magnoliopsida; Lamiales; Lamiaceae. The transcript has 6 exons. The coding region runs from base 1804 to 3189 and encodes 461 amino acids.